AAAAGAACCAGGAUCAGGAGACAACAAUGUAACUAUGAUUAUAGGUGCAGCAAUGACUUCAGGUGUGGUCGUUAUUAAUAUGGGUGUGUUGCUGGUAGCUUGUACCAUUAAACAAAGGAGAAGGAAAGGUACUUGUGCAACUGAAAGCAGCGGUAUCAAUGGAAGUCUCAAAUGUAUCCACAAGAAAGAUAAAUCAAGUGCACUACAAGAGGAAGAUACAGACGAAGCUGCCGUUUAUGCACGACCUAACAAAUCCAGACGGACGAUUGUGGAGGAGGUAAAUGCAGUCUACGAUACUACUUAUGAAAAUAAAACUAAGGAAAUGUCCCAUGUGAUCCAUGAUUAUGAUGUACUAAAUGAAGGUAGAGAAAUAAAACCUGAUACAGAUAUGGAUAAACUGGAACGUACGGCUGCAGAGGAAGCAAGUGCAGUCUAUGACACAACAAAUGACGAUAGAAAUAAGACAAUAUUCAAUGUGAACAAAGAUUAUGAUAUAUUGAGUAUAAACAGAGAAAAAAUCCCGAAUACAGAGGACAAAACAAAUCCGGGAUUUGUGGACGAGGCAAAUACUGUCUAUGACACUACAUAUCACAAAAAAUUUAAACAGAUAUUCAAUGUGAACAACGAUCAUUAUGGUGCAAUUAGCGCAGACAUAGAACAAACACCUAAUACAGAUUAUUAGGACACCCAAACACCUACGAUUAUGAAGCAUGGACAUGCGUAGUCUACUACUGUACAAUACAUUAUGAUAAUCAUUUAUCAGCAUACUUUCAGAUCAAAGAGAUUAAGCCUUUUUUCUUUACAUUUCUCAGAAUUCAAAAUUUACCUUAUGUCAUAAUAUACGUAUACUGUCAGUUAUUUGUUUAAAAGGUUACACUAAUAAAGUUUAUAUUUUAUUCCACAGUAUC
Mercenaria mercenaria is the source of this 908-nucleotide messenger RNA. RefSeq lists its product as uncharacterized. The transcript has 3 exons. The record is from RefSeq and is a predicted model, not a curated record. Bases 35 to 682 code for a protein of 215 amino acids. Lineage: Eukaryota; Metazoa; Mollusca; Bivalvia; Venerida; Veneridae.